UUUGAGAUGGAGGAUGAUGAUCUGCUUGAGAUGGAGGAUGAUGAACUGUUUGAGAUGGAGGCUGAUGAUCUGCUUGAGAUGGAGGAUGAUGAUCUGUCUGAGAUGGAGGAUGAUGAUCUGUCUGAGAUGGAGGAUGAUGAUCUGUCUGAGAUGGGGGCUGAUGAACUGUUUAGAUGGAGGCUGAUGAACUGUUUGAGAUGGAGGCUGAUGAACUGUCUGAGAUGGAGGAUGAUGAUCUGUCUGAGAUGGAGGUUGAUGAUCUGUUUGAGAUGGGGGCUGAUGAACUGUUUAGAUGGAGGCUGAUGAACUGUCUGAGAUGGAGGAUGAUGAACUGUCUGAGAUGGAGGAUGAUGAUCUGUCUGAGAUGGAGGAUGAUGAUCUGUCUGAGAUGGAGGAUGAUGAACUGUUUGAGAUGGAGGAUGAUGAUCUGUCUGAGAUGGAGGAUGAUGAUCUGUCUGAGAUGGAGGAUGAUGAACUGUUUGAGAUGAAGGCUGAUGAACUGUUUGAGAUGGAGGAUGAUGAUCUGUCUGAGAUGGAGAAUGAUGAUCCGUUUGAGAUGGAGGAUGAUGAUCUGUCUGAGAUGGAGGAUGAUGAUCUGUCUGAGAUGGAGGAUGAUGAUCUGUUUGAGAUGGAGGAUGAUGAUCUGUUUGAGAUGGGGGCUGAUGAACUGUUUAGAUGGAGGCUGAUGAACUGUCUGAGAUGGAGGAUGAUGAUCUGUCUGAGAUGGAGGAUGAUGAUCUGUCUGAGAUGGAGGAUGAUGAUCUGUCUGAGAUGGAGGUUGAUGAUCUGUUUGAGAUGGGGCUGAUGAACUGUUUAGAUGGAGGCUGAUGAACUGUUUGAGAUGGAGGAUGAUGAACUGUUUGAGAUGGAGGAUGAUGAUCUGUUUGAGAUGGAGGUUGAUGAUCUGUCUGAGAUGGGGGCUGAUGAACUGUUUAGAUGGAGGAUGAUGAACUGUUUGAGAUGGAGGCUGAUGAACUGUCUGAGAUGGAUGAUGAUGAUCUGUCUGAGAUGGAGGAUGAUGAUCUGUUUGAGAUGGAGGAUGAUGAUCUGUUUGAGAUGGAGGCUGAUGAUCUGUUUGAGAUGGAGGAUGAUGAUCUGUCUGAGAUGGAGGAUGAUGAACUGUCUGAGAUGGAGGAUGAUGAUCUGUUUGAGAUGGAGGAUGAUGAUCUGUUUGAGAUGGAGGAUGAUGAUGUGUUUGAGAUGGAGGAUGAUGAACUGUUUGAGAUGGAGGAUGAUGAUCUGUCUGAGAUGGAGGAUGAUGAUCUGUUUGAGAUGGAGGAUGAUGAUCUGUCUGAGAUGGAGGAUGAUGAACUCAUGAAUGCAGAGUUUACUGAAUGUUUUAAUCUCCCUCCUGCU
Molecule: messenger RNA, 1356 nt
Organism: Epinephelus fuscoguttatus (brown-marbled grouper)
Lineage: Eukaryota; Metazoa; Chordata; Actinopteri; Perciformes; Serranidae
Product: protein PFC0760c-like
Exons: 2
Coding region: 293-805 (170 amino acids)
Source: RefSeq, a predicted model, not a curated record